AUGACUGAUCCAUCGACGGUGCUUCCUGCUAUAUAUUCAUUCCCACCACUCUAUACCCGACAACCGAAUGCGAUUAUCAGGAGGCAGCAAAUAGCCUCAUGGAUAGACCUAGUUUUAGCAUACUGCAAAUCACAAAACUUCUGGUGUAUGACAUUAGAAGGUGUCCCAGUAGAUGAGUACAACAAAUCGAGGAUUAGCAUAUUUAUAAAUUCAGAGAUUCAGAGAUCGGUGCCUCAAGUAUUUGUGGAAGAAAUAUGGUCAAAGAUGUGUGAAGAGGGGAAAGCUAUGGGAACCGAAACUGGGAGGAAAGACUCGUCCCAGUAUUAUGUGUUAUGGAGAACUCUAGACUCUUGGGCCUCCUUAGUGUUGCAAUGGUUUGAAAACUCGGGGAAACUGAAUCAGGUAGUGACCAUAUAUGAACUAGCCCAAGGGGACGAAACCGCUGACUGGGAGUUCCAUGGCAUGCCAGAACCACUGUUAGCUCACUGCAUUAAGCCUUUAUGUCAGAGAAACAGGGCUACGUUAAUAAAAGAUGAAAGAGGAAAACCUGUCGCUACUAAAGUCGUAUGA
Messenger RNA from Torulaspora delbrueckii, 570 nucleotides. RefSeq names its product ESCRT-II subunit protein VPS25 (gene VPS25). The transcript has a single exon. Bases 1 to 570 code for a protein of 189 amino acids. Gene Ontology annotation, molecular function: protein homodimerization activity; structural molecule activity. Gene Ontology annotation, cellular component: ESCRT II complex. The record is from RefSeq and is a predicted model, not a curated record. Lineage: Eukaryota; Fungi; Ascomycota; Saccharomycetes; Saccharomycetales; Saccharomycetaceae. Gene Ontology annotation, biological process: protein transport to vacuole involved in ubiquitin-dependent protein catabolic process via the multivesicular body sorting pathway.